AAAACAUCAUCUUCGUGUUUACUGGCUUCAGAAACCGAAACGCUACUUCCCCAGCCGCCUUUCGAACAAUGCUAACAUCACAUAGAUGCAGAAGACAGCUCAACGUCGCGAGAGUUAAAAGAUCGUAAAAAAACAAACUGUGACAGUGGUGACGUCUACAGGCCAGGAAGGGAAACGGUCCGUUGUCGCUAAGCAACAUUGACGCUUAAAGGAACUGAAAAAUGGCGGAAAUAAAAAGCAGGUCUUCCUCACAAAGGGUGAAGAAGCCUCUGUCAGCCAGAUUGGACAUGUCCCACUGUUCCAAACCUGUUAAUCGGCCCUCGUCAGCACAGCUUAGGAAACCACAAGAAGAUUUGCUGGCCAAGGAAGAGGAAUAUAAGCGUCUAAAUGCAGAGCUGGAAGCAAAAACCGCCGAACUUGUUCGACAAGCAGAAGAGGUUAUGAGGGAGCAAAACGUAAUGUUGUCGAGGCCAAUUUCCUCAAACUUAGAUAUUGACACUGAAGACGAGGAGGAGACCUUCAGGAAUCUCAAUCUGCUAACACCUACCACAAAGCAGCCUUCGGCAAAGGCACUGACCAAGGACAGGGGUACUUCAAAGGUUACCACUGAAAGCAGACCACUUUCAGGCAACAGAAUCAAGAAAGCGUCAAAAACAGCCAGAACAUGCCCAGGUGAUGAAGUAGCAGUCCUAGAAGAUUUCACCCUGGCUAAGACAAUAAGCAAAAUUGAAGGUAAACUGGAAGAAGAUGGCAUACCUGAGGAUGAAGAGGAUGAUAUCAUGCCAAGUGUUGGGAGUGAAAUGACUGCAGAGGCUCAGAUUCGCUUUCUUAAAGCAAAGCUACGGGUAAUGCAAGAAGAGAUCAACAGGCUUGCCCAUGAAUGUAACAAAAAGGAUGAUGAAAACAUCAAUUUAAGCACCAAAGUGAAGGAACUAGAGGAAGAUCGUUCAAGAUUACAGAGAACAACAAAUAUCCAGCAAACCCAGAUUGAAAAACAAAGACGUCUGGCGGAGGAGUCCAACAGAAGGUGUGAAGGCCUGCAGCAACAGGUCACUGCUUUACAGAAGGAAAUAGAAGGCCUAAAGAGAACACAGAAACAAACUUUAACCAAUCACAGUGCCACAGAAGUUCGUUUGAACCGAGCACUGGAGGAGGCAGAAAGAAGCAAGAUGGAAUUAAAUAAAAUAAAGCAAAUCAGCAAGGACUCUGCCAAUCAAGAACAGAAAAAAAUGGAACUCUUAAAGGCUGAAAAUAAGAAACUAGAAAAGCAGAAGGCAGAACUGAUGACAGGUUUUAAGAAACAACUCAAACUGAUAGAUAUAUUAAAGAGACAAAAGAUGCACAUUGAAGCAGCCAAACUUUUGUCUUUUACUGAAGAGGAAUUUAUGAAAGCUCUUGAUUGGGGGAAGUCUUAAUCAUGUAAAAAAAGUGUGGACAACACAAAAAAA
This is a messenger RNA of Lepisosteus oculatus (spotted gar), 1448 nucleotides long. It is a transcript of the gene tex9, whose product is annotated as testis expressed 9. Lineage: Eukaryota; Metazoa; Chordata; Actinopteri; Semionotiformes; Lepisosteidae. The record is from RefSeq and is a predicted model, not a curated record.